This is a messenger RNA of Sardina pilchardus (European sardine), 2439 nucleotides long. RefSeq names its product kirre like nephrin family adhesion molecule 3b (gene kirrel3b). Gene Ontology annotation, molecular function: cell adhesion molecule binding. The record is from RefSeq and is a predicted model, not a curated record. Gene Ontology annotation, biological process: cell-cell adhesion; synapse assembly. Bases 1 to 2439 code for a protein of 812 amino acids. Gene Ontology annotation, cellular component: cell-cell junction; plasma membrane. The transcript is spliced from 17 exons. Lineage: Eukaryota; Metazoa; Chordata; Actinopteri; Clupeiformes; Clupeidae.
AUGGACUCGGAGCAGUGGUGGCCCCCACUGAGGCAUGAACCAGAUUUCAACCUGGAGGUCCCAGGAGGUGAGGCGGGCGCCGUGUGCCCGAGCGUCGAGCGCCGCCACCAGGCCGCUUCAGACGCCUCCAUCGGAGAUCCCCGUGCCCAUGGCGGCGCAGCGGGCCGCACCCUCCCUCCUGCAUCUCAUCCCGUCGCCGGGUCCUCCAGGAGCUCUGGGAGCCGCGGGGACGCUGCAUCCAAAUGGGUAGCAGCCAGGUUCGCCCAGGAGCCCCAGGAUCUGGUGGUGGUGGCCGGACAGCCCGUCACCCUGCCGUGCUCCAUCCCUGGGUACCAUGGUGUCGUGCUCUGGAUCAAGGAUGGCUUGGCCCUGGGUGUCGGAAGAGACCUUUCAGGCUACCCUCGCUACACGGUGGUGGGGGACCACAGCUCUGGCGAGCACCACCUCCGCAUCCAGCGCGUGGAGCUGAUGGACGACGCCGUGUUCGAGUGUCAGGCCAUCCAGGCGGCCAUGAGAUCUCGUCCAGCCCGCCUCACCGUUCUGGUACCUCCUGAGGACCCUGUUAUCAAUGGAGGACCGGUGGUGAGCCUGCGAGCUGGCGACCCCCUCAACCUGACCUGCCACGCUGAUAACGCCAAACCAGCUGCCUCCAUCAUCUGGAUACGCAAUGGAGAGGUCCUCAACGGAGCCAUGUACUCCAAGACGCUUCUCCGAGACGGUCGGCGAGAGAGCACUAUCAGCACACUGUACAUCUCGCCCUCCAACAUCGAAUCGGGACAACAGAUCAUCUGCCGGGCCUCAAACAAGGCCGUUCCCAAUGGCAAGGAGACCAGCGUCACCAUCGACAUCCAACAUUUGCCAUUGGUCAACCUGUCGGUGGAGCCACAGCCGGUGUUAGAAGGCAACCUUGUCAGAUUCCACUGCUCCGCCAAGGCCAAUCCUCCAGUAACUCACUACAGGUGGGCCAAAGGAGGCAGUAUAAUCAAAGAAGUAUCAGGCGACACCUACGAAGUCGUCGUUGAUCACUCGUUCUUCACCGAACCCGUCUCCUGUGAAGUGACCAACCCCCUGGGCAGCACAAAUAUCAGUCGCAAUGUGGAUGUCUACUUUGGGCCUCGCAUGGCCACUGAACCACAGUCGCUGCAGGUGGACCUGGGGUCUGACGCUGAGUUCAACUGUGCCUGGACGGGCAACCCCUCCCUCACCAUCGUCUGGAUGAAACGAGGAUCCGGAGUGGUCCUGAGCAACGAGAACAUCCUGACUCUGAAGGCGGUGAGGCAGGAGGACGCUGGGAAAUAUGUGUGCCGCGCCGUGGUCCCCAGGGUCGGCGCGGGCGAGAAAGAGGUCUCGCUCACGGUCAAUGGCCCUCCGACUAUCUCCAAGACCCAGACGAAACAGGAGCUUCACGGGGAGAAGGGACAGAUUCAGUGCUACAUAACCAGCACUCCUCCACCAGACCGCAUUGCCUGGUCCUGGAAGGAGACGGUGCUGGAGUCCGGCACGUCCGGCCGCUACACGGUGGAGACGGUGAGCACGGAGGACGGCGCCAUCUCCACGCUGACCAUGAGCAACAUCGUGCCCGCCGACUUCCAGACCAUCUACAACUGCACCGCCUGGAACAGCUUCGGCUCCGACACCGAGAUCAUCAGGCUUCAGGAACAAGCGUCCGUGCCGGUGGCGGUCAUUAUCGGGGUGGCCGUCGGGGCCUUCGUGGCCUUCAUCGUCCUCCUGGGGACCAUCGGGGCGUUCUGCUGCACGCGCGCCCAGAGGAACCUUAAAGGAGUGGUCUCAGCCAAGAACGACAUCCGUGUGGAGAUUGUUCACAAGGACCACAAUGCAGCCAGGGAAAAUGAGGAGCACGCUGCCAUGAAGCAGCUGAUGAUUGAGCGGGGCGAAUUUCAGCAGGAGUCUGUUUUGAAACAGCUGGAGGUUCUUCAGGAGGAGGAGAAAGAAUAUCAGCACAUUAAGGACCCGACCAACGGAUACUACAGCGUCAACACCUUCAAGGAGCACCACUCCACCCCGACCAUCACCCUGGCGAGCAACCAGCCCACGGAGAUCCGCACCCCGUCCACCUCCACCACCGUGGGCAAGCAGCGCGUGCCCACCGGCAUGUCCUUCACCAACAUCUACUCGACGCUGGGCGCGGGCCCCAACCGCCUGUACGACUACAGCCAGCGCUUCGUGCUGGGCAUGGGCAGCAGCUCCAUCGAGCUGUGCGAGCGCGAGUUCCAGCGCGGCUCGCUCAGCGACUCCAGCUCCUUCCUGGACACGCAGUGCGACAGCAGCGUGAGCAGCUACAGCAAGCAGGACGGCUACGUGCAGUUCGACAAGGACAGCAAGGCCUCGGCCUCGUCCUCCUCGCACUACUCGCAGUCGUCCUCGCAGAACUCGGACCUCACGCGGCCCCUGCAGAAGCGCAUGCAGACGCACGUCUGA